Messenger RNA from Hyaloperonospora brassicae, 1209 nucleotides. NCBI's taxonomy places the organism in Eukaryota, Oomycota, Peronosporomycetes, Peronosporales, Peronosporaceae. The record is from the annotation of a GenBank genome assembly.
AUGGAGUUGUCCCGCGACGACUGCGACGUGUGCCACCGCGUGACGCAGGAGCUGUUGCACGAGGCGCUGCGCGACUGUGUCGAGCUCGGCAUUGCAGCCACGCGGGACGCAAAUCGAGCGCAGUUUGACAAGAAGCGGUGGAAAAAGCUCGAGACGGCUGCCCAUGUGUCGGUCUACGCCGACCGUCGAGCCGACUCGGCGUGGCUGCCCAUGAUGCGGCGACCAGAGUGGGAAGGACCUGUGGCCGUGACGGCCGUUGGCCGCAUGGAGUGCUCGCUGGACGACGUGCUGUUUGCCGUCAUGACGCCGAACGCCGCCAUGUUGAAGCUGCGGGCGUUCCUCAUGGACCAUCGCCUCGAGAAGAACUGUCAGCUCGUGCCGAUUGAGACUCCGACGCAGGACGCGCCGUUUCGCUUCCUCGCGGCCACGCGGUUCGUGAACACGCACAACUGGCCGUUCACAAUGUUCAAGAGUCCGCGCGAAAUGAUCCUCGCGAUUGCAACGGGGUACACGACCAGUGCAAGUGGGAAGCCCUGUGCCUAUGAACUCGCCCAGUCGGUCGAGCUCCCGUGCACUGGCGCGCGCGAUCGCCUCAUGUCGCGGUCCCGGGUGCUCCAAGCGCGUCUCUUUUGGGAACAGCCCGACGGCUCCAUUGCAGUCUACUGCAAACUCGUAGUCGACGCACGGAAUUGCCUCUCGGACGCCGUCAAGCAGACAACACUGUGUCAAUCCGUGCUCCGGUUCUGGAAGUUUGUCCCGCGGAGCCUCGAGACGAAGAAGCUCUGGUGGUGUGUCAAGAACAAGCGGCGAUUGAUCCACGAGCUGCGGACCAACGCGCAGGCACAGGGUGCCGAGACGUUUGCCACGUGUCAAGUCAAGUCGCUGCGGUCGCACUGCAGCAAAGCUGGCGCUGCCCCGCGGUGUGAGUUCUGCGACAAAGAGCUCUGCGACGACCCAAAGUGCCGUCAGUCGUGUCAGCUCAAGAUGAUCCUCAGUAGCAACACAGGGAUUCUCGAGCAGAUGCUGACGCUGUGUCUCCGCUGUGCGGUCUUUGUGCGGAACCAGAACGCAGCGGACAUUGCCCGCGCGCAGUUAGUGGAGAUGGAUCAGACGUCCUACGGCAGUGGCGCGUCGUUUACAAAGGUCGCACCUGCUUGGAACGAAGACGACUCGUCGUUAGCCUCUCGUGCAUCGACGGAGUCGACGUAA